This is a messenger RNA of Eruca vesicaria subsp. sativa (arugula), 1044 nucleotides long. The record is from the annotation of a GenBank genome assembly. NCBI's taxonomy places the organism in Eukaryota, Viridiplantae, Streptophyta, Magnoliopsida, Brassicales, Brassicaceae.
AAAACAACAGAGAGUACAGGAGAAAAAUGGCGUCUUCGGCAACCAAAAAGCUUUUGUUGUUGUCUUUCUUCUUUUUUGUCGUGGCUGCAUCUGCCGGAAACUUCUACGAGAGCUUUGAUAUCACUUGGGGAGAGGGUCGUGCCAAAAUACUCGAGGAUGGACAGCUUCUCACUUGCACUCUUGACAAGACCUCCGGCUCCGGUUUUCAAUCAAAAAAGGAGUAUUUGUACGGUAAGAUCGACAUGAAGCUCAAGCUUGUCGCUGGAAACUCCGCUGGUACCGUAACCGCUUACUAUCUUUCAUCGAAAGGCUCGACAUGGGAUGAGAUUGACUUCGAGUUCUUGGGAAAUCUCACAGGAGAGCCUUACACUAUCCACACCAAUGUCUUUACCGGAGGUAAAGGUGACCGCGAGAUGCAGUUCCAUCUCUGGUUUGAUCCCACUGCUGAUUUCCACACCUACACCGUCCACUGGAACCCUGUUAACAUCAUCUUCCUUGUGGAUGGGAUCCCAAUUAGGGUGUUCAAGAACAACGAGAAAAAUGGGGUGGGUUACCCUACGAGCCAACCGAUGAAAAUAUACUCAAGCCUUUGGGAAGCUGAUGAUUGGGCAACGCAAGGCGGUCGCGUGAAGAUUGACUGGAGCAACGCACCAUUUAGCGCUUCCUACAGGAGCUUCAACGACCAAAGCGCAUGUAGCAGAACCUCGAACGCAACAUGGGUGGCUUGUGACGCAAACAAAGACUCGUGGAUGUGGACCUCUCUCAAUGACCACCAGUACGGACAGAUGAAGUGGGUGCAAGACGAGUUUAUGAUCUACAACUAUUGUACCGAUUAUAAAAGGUUCCCUCAGGGUCUCGCCAAGGAGUGUAGCCUUUAAGCAAACUUGGUUGAUUCUAAUUUGAGAAUUUUCGAACAUUUUCUUCAAUAAGUUUUUUAUUUCCCUUUUCGUUUUACUUCAUACUUGUUAUUUUGAUUUAUUCUUUUGGUGUUUAUGGGAUACGAUGAUAUACAGGUAUAUGAAAUCUUAAAAUAAAAAGUUAUAC